UUCAUCUCUCGCCAGCAAAACCCCAGUCUUCAUCACAACAUUAGUGGCGUCGGUAGUAGAGGCCGGGUGGUGACCAUCGGUCGGCCAUUUGCUCCCUUCUUCAUUCCUUUUUUCUUCAUUUAUGUCAACGACAGCAUGGCGAUUUCCGAUUUACUUUUUGAAAAUGCCGCGCACAUUAUGUACAUUUUUCCCUAUCGAAGUGUACCUCCUCUCUCCUUUUUUAACUUUCCCUCUUAAGAAUGCACACCGCUGUUCUUUCCCAGUCAUUUUACACAAUUGUGUCCAUUUGUGACGAUUUUUCAUUUAAAUUGCGCAGUUUGGAGUUUUUUUAUAAGAUUUUUGGAUAUGCUUAUCUUUCAAGAAAAUUUGAUUUUUCGUCUAUUUUUAAAUUGUUCUGUUUUAUUUUUAAUGUAUUUUUUUUAUAUUUUCAGAUAAAAAUAAAUAAUAAUGGCUGCUAAACGCUUUCUCAGUUUAUUCAAAUCAUCAAACAAACGAGAAAAGGAGAACAAUGAUCCAUUAAUGAGUGAAUACCAGUAUCACUUAAAUAAUGGACAGCGGAGAUCUCGUCGAGUUAACUUUCAAUCAGCUGAUGCGAGUUCAAAAAGGCGAAGUUGUGUUACUGAAGUAACUAAUGAUGAUGACGAUGGUAGUGAGGUUAGUGUGGAUGUAAAAUUGAAUUGA
Molecule: messenger RNA, 681 nt
Organism: Meloidogyne enterolobii
Lineage: Eukaryota; Metazoa; Nematoda; Chromadorea; Rhabditida; Meloidogynidae
Source: the annotation of a GenBank genome assembly